This is a messenger RNA of Lathyrus sativus (Indian pea), 981 nucleotides long. The record is from the annotation of a GenBank genome assembly. NCBI's taxonomy places the organism in Eukaryota, Viridiplantae, Streptophyta, Magnoliopsida, Fabales, Fabaceae.
AUGGCAGAGGGAAAAGGAAGGGUUUGUGUAACAGGAGGUACUGGUUUUCUUGGUUCAUGGAUCAUCAAGAGUCUUCUUGAAAAUGGAUACUCUGUUAAUACCACUAUUAGACCUGAUCCAGAACGUAAGAGGGAUAUUAGCUUCCUCACGAACCUUCCUGGCGCAUCAGAAAGGCUCCAUUUCUUCAACGCCGAUCUAAGCAAUCCUGAAAGUUUCUCCGCAGCAGUGGAAGGCUGUGUUGGGAUAUUCCACACGGCAUCACCGAUAGAUUUUGCUGUGAGUGAACCAGAAGAAAUAGUGACAAAAAGAACCGUGGACGGAGCAUUAGGAAUUUUAAAAGCAUGCGUAAACUCAAAGACAGUGAAGAGAUUCAUAUACACUUCAAGUGGCUCUGCUGUUUCAUUCAACGGCAAAGACAAAGAAGUGUUGGAUGAGACUGAUUGGAGUGACGUUGAUUUGCUUAGAAGUGUUAAACCAUUUGCUUGGUCUUAUGCAGUUUCAAAGACUCUAGCAGAAAAAGCAGUUCUUGAAUUCGGCAAACAAAAUGGGAUCGAUGUUGUUACUUUGAUUCUUCCUUUCAUCGUUGGUCGUUUCAUUUGUCCUAAGCUUCCUGAUUCUAUUGAAAAAGCUCUUGUUUUGGUCUUAGGUAAAAAGGAACAAAUUGGCGUGACACGUUUUCACAUGGUACAUGUGGAAGAUGUAGCUAGAGCACAUAUAUAUCUACUUGAGAAUUCUGUUCCUGGAGGGAGAUACAAUUGUUCACCAUUCAUUGUAACUAUAGAAGAAAUGUCUCAACUUUUUUCAGCCAAAUAUCCAGAAUUUCAAAUUCUAUCAGUAGAUGAGUUGAAGGAAAUUAAAGGCGCAAGGUUACCGGAUUUGAACUCAAAGAAACUCGUCGACGCUGGAUUCGAGUUUAAGUACAGUGUUGAUGAUAUGUUUGAAGAUGCGAUUCAAUGUUGCAAGGAAAAAGGAUAUCUCUAA